Podarcis raffonei (Aeolian wall lizard) is the source of this 3493-nucleotide messenger RNA. It is a transcript of the gene DUSP8, whose product is annotated as dual specificity phosphatase 8. Bases 530 to 2458 code for a protein of 642 amino acids. Gene Ontology annotation, molecular function: MAP kinase tyrosine/serine/threonine phosphatase activity; protein tyrosine/threonine phosphatase activity. The record is from RefSeq and is a predicted model, not a curated record. Gene Ontology annotation, cellular component: cytoplasm. NCBI's taxonomy places the organism in Eukaryota, Metazoa, Chordata, Lepidosauria, Squamata, Lacertidae. Gene Ontology annotation, biological process: negative regulation of MAPK cascade; protein dephosphorylation. The transcript has 7 exons.
UCAUUUUUAGUUCUAAAGUGCAACCUUCUGUCUUCCUGGAUCCCUUCAGCCCUGUUAAUGCUUAUCUGUGCUACCUCCCCCCCCCUCACACUACCCUCGCCCCUUCUGCAGAUACAUGCCUGCCCCUUAGUUACAGGGCUGGCAUUAUGAGCGCAUUUCAGUGUGGCUGCGCGCGUGUAUUUGCAGAGGGUUAGAUCUUGCAUCAUCAGCACUUGCCCCAGCAUUUUCAGAGCGUUUCCCAUCCGACCUUCUCCUAAUUGUGGUUAAAUCAUCCUGACGAAUGUGCAGAAAUCUGCAAUCAGCUGGAGGGUUUAAAGGGCUUUGAUCCUGGGCUGCAGAGGAAGUGCCAGGAAGGUUUGGCACAAUGACUUGCUAUACAGGGCCUUAGCAACGUGGCAAAAAUUGGCUGUUUUCAAGCUGCCUCCCCCCUCCCCCCUGCCCCCUUCGCUUCUGGGAGAUCUGAGCUGGCUUCCCCUGCCCUGGGCAUUCCUUCCCUUCUCUCACUUGCUGCGGAAGGGACAAGUCUACCAUGGCUGGGGACAGACUUCCACGCAAAGUGAUGGAUCCCAAGAAGCUUGCCAGCCUCUUGAGGAGUGGGUCCGAAAGCAUGCUGGUCAUUGACAGCCGCUCCUUUGUGGAGUACAACUCAUGGCAUGUCCUCAGCUCCGUCAACAUCUGCUGCUCCAAGCUGGUCAAGAGAAGGCUUCAGCAAGACAAAGUAUCCAUCACAGAGCUCAUCCAGCCAGCCUCCAAUAUCAAGGUAGAAGCAGAAGACCACCAAGAUGUGGUGGUCUAUGACCAGAGCACACGGGAUGCCAAUGGACUGGCGUCUGACAGUUUUCUCUCCAUCCUCCUAGGCAAGCUGGACAGCUGCUUCCACAAUGUCUCCAUCCUCACAGGGGGUUUUGCCACCUUCUCAUCUUGCUUCCCAGGACUCUGCGAAGGGAAACCUACUGCUAUCCUGCCAAUGAGCAUCUCCCAGCCAUGCAUGCCAGUGGCCAAUGUUGGCCCAACUCGCAUCUUGCCUCAUCUCUACCUAGGCUCCCAGAAAGAUGUCUUAAAUAAGGACCUGAUGACCCAGAAUGGGAUAAGCUAUGUCCUCAACGCCAGCAACUCUUGUCCCAAGCCAGAUUUCAUAUGUGACAGUCACUUCAUGCGCAUUCCAGUCAAUGACAAUUACUGUGAGAAGCUUCUGCCCUGGCUGGACAAGUCCAUUGAAUUCAUUGACAAGGCCAAGGUGUCCAGCUGCCAGGUGAUCGUUCACUGUUUGGCAGGGAUCUCCCGAUCGGCCACCAUUGCCAUUGCAUACAUCAUGAAGACCAUGGGGAUGUCUUCAGAUGAUGCCUACAGGUUUGUAAAAGACCGGCGUCCCUCCAUCUCGCCCAACUUCAACUUCCUGGGUCAGCUCCUAGAGUAUGAGAGAAGCCUGAAGCGGCUCAAGGCUCUGAAGGCCCAAGGGGAGAAGAGCGAAGGGGAAACCCAGCAAGACCAGCCAGAAGCCCCUGAAGGCUGCAGGCACCAGAUUCUGUCUACCUCAGAAAAGGCUGAGGAGCUAUUCAGAAGCACAACCUCGGAGACCUCCUCGCUUGACUCCGAGAAGCCAGCGGGAGUCUCCAAGGUUGUCUCGCCUACAGCACUGCAACAAGGGCUCCGUGGCCUCCACUUGUCUUCGGAGCGCAUCCAAGACACCAACCGGCUGAAGCGUUCCUUCUCCCUGGACAUCAAGUCAGCCUACACCCCUAGCCGGAGGCAGCAGGACCCCCCAGGUCCAACAGAGGCAGGAGAAACUCCCAAGCUGUGCAAGCUGGACAGCCCAUCAGGUCCCAACGGCACAUGCCAGUUCUCCCCUGUCCCAGACAGCCCGGACUGGCCCAGUGGGCCCGACUUCCUCCUCGAGGCCAAAGUACGGCAGAGACGGAAGCACAGGCACCAAGCCGGCUCCCCUGCCCACGGGCUGAGCCUUAACUUCAGUGGGGUGUGCGCCAUGCACAAGAGCGCCAGCGUGGAGGACAGCCUCAAGCAGACGCUUCGGGCGGGCCUCCCCGGUGUGGGGCAGCAGCCGACCGCCACCCCGGCCCCCACCGGCACUUGGGGGGUGCACUUGGAGUCCCCUGGCACCCCUUCCUCCGAGAACCCCUGGUACUUCAGCACAGACUCGGCGGCGGGCGGCAAAGGCAGCGGGGCUCUGUUUGCCGGCGCCGCCACCUACUCCUCGUUCAGCUGCAGCACAAUCCAGGCAAGCUGCGAGAUCAGGCUGAGGGACAAGCAGCGGGGCGAGCCGCGGGACGUGCGGCACAGCUGGCAUGAGGACACCGCGGCCGAGAAGCAGUUCAAGCGCAGGAGCUGCCAGAUGGAGUUCGAGGAGACCCUGUCGGAGAGCAGGUCUCGGGAAGACCUGGGAAAAAUCAGCAAACAGUCUAGCUUUUCGGGCAGCAUGGAAAUCAUUGAGGUGUCCUGACACUCACCUUGUGAGAUCUGAGAGCAAGUUCCGUGUGCACCAGUGGGUGGGUGGGGAGGGGGAAGGCUGGCGAGAUAUUUAACUAGGGAGAGGGAAGGGGGAGGGGAGGGGAUUAUUUAUAUGCCUGUGUGCGUUUCCAAAGGGCACACAUGCUGAAGCAAAGGCAAAGCUAAACGAAUCCAAAGUCAAGAAACAUAACGGUGCAUGCUUGGUGCCCUCCCCUUUAUUUUCCUACCUCCACCACCAAGGCAAAACCACACCGCAUUCCCUUUUUUGGCUGGUGGAGGGUGUAUUAACUCUUUAAAGCCUGGAUUCCUUCCUUUCGCAUGUAGUGCUCUCUCUGCCCGCCCACCCCCACAAAAAAGGCAGGGGGGAGGGGAGAGCUGAGGUGUAACUUCAAAGGUGGGGUGAAAGAGAAACAGGGGAGAUAUUAACAUUGUAAAGACUUCCACUGAUGUAAAAGCUUUUUUCCCCCUUGAAAGAAGAUUAUUGUUGUUUGAUCUGCAGGUUUGCAGUGGGGGAAGUCUAAAGGGAAGCAGGUUCUUUUCUUGUGAGAGUACAUUAGCAACUGUUGAUAUUACCCACCCGCUCCCAUUACAGGAGGAGAGCUUCCCUCCUGUUCCAUCAGGGUUGGACAUUAUCUGUGGGUGGCUCCUUCCCAGACUGGGCUACAGAAACCUGGAGGGGCUAAAUUUCAGUAGCUUCCCUAGGUGUGUGUCCCCCUUCCCAUACUGAGCAUGCUCCUCUUGUGUUUCUCUGGCUAGAAUUCUUAAAUGCUGCACUGCGGCAGCCCUAUACAUAUAUAAAUAUAUAUUAUAUAUAAUAUAAGAGAGAGAGAGAGAAACACAAAGAAAAAAGUUUAAAUGGUUUUACUACAGUUUUUAUUGAGACAAAUAAUAUUUCAACUUUUCUUUUUAAUUUAUUUGAAGCUGUUCAUUCUGGCAAUGAUUUUCAGACAAUGUAGGGGCGGUACUUAUCAGCUCUAUUUUUACUGUGUAUGGUAUUUAAAUCUGAAACACGAGUUUCAAAGCAAUA